AACCGAAGACUACGUAAAUAGAACAGGCCCCCUUAUGGCCUUUUUACCCCUUCACCCUUAUCAUCCAUCAUAAUUCUAUUCUAUGUUCAACCAGAAAACCAAUAAGACUACAACCAACACAACAUCUCUCUCUUACUAUCAUCUCUUCUCUGAUCCCUUUCUCUUUCUUCUUCUCCAGCAUAGCAGAAACGAGCUGAGGCAUGAGCAUGAGUUCCUUCUUCGAGAGCAUUAAGAAGCCAAGUUUCUUCCCCUCCAUACCUACCGACGACUACGAGUCCCUCCCAGUAGUGUCUCAUACAAGCCCCAAUGCUGGACGUGAACAAGGAUUGCGUCGACGACUCUCCUCUCUCUCAGUACUCGCAAUUCAGCCCAUAUCCACUCAUGCCGCUUCCUGGAGCUUUGCCCGAUCAAAAUCCAUGUCCUCCAUCGGAGAGUCCGCCGGCAAUUCCGUGAGGAAAUGGUGGGACUGGGGAUGGGGUUGGAUCAUAUCAAGAAAACCCGCAUUCGCUAAAGAUCUGGAGAUGAAUGAAGAAGAAUCGGCAAUGCUGGGUUGCCACAACAAAGGCACCUGGAGACAUGUCUUCUAUAAGGUGAGAUCCGAGUUCACAAGGCUCGUGGGCUCCAACAAUGCUGCAGGUUUACCCUAUAACUCAAAUAUGUAGUCACCAGCACCACUCCAUCACUUACUGAUAAGUUGGCAAAUCCCACUGAAAAGAAAUAAGCAUAUAACAUUUCAAUCAUGGGAAGCGAGAAGCUGGUUAAAUAAUCAAGAUCAAAUUCGGUCAAAUUCUCUCUUUAUUUUGUAUUUUAUUUAUUAAUUAUAUGUGGAAUUUUGUUGGGUGGUAAGUAAGUUCCUUCUAUAAAUAUAAAUGGGUUUGUAAGAUAUGUAUUUGGUAAACUGAGAAAGCAUUCUUCUUGACAGAGAGGGGGUGCUGGUUUGGGAACAAAGGUGGUUAUUAUUAUAUUUUAAUUAGUCUUAGAUUAAUGUUUUUUUUUUGGUUUUCUGAACAAGAUGUGUAAAUGAAAUAAUGUUGAAUUGUGAAUCACAACUUGUGAUAUUCCUGUUAGGAAUUCUCAUGGAAAGUGAUAUUCUUGUUUAUAAA
Molecule: messenger RNA, 1103 nt
Organism: Nelumbo nucifera (sacred lotus)
Lineage: Eukaryota; Viridiplantae; Streptophyta; Magnoliopsida; Proteales; Nelumbonaceae
Source: RefSeq, a predicted model, not a curated record